CGAAAGCUGCUGCUCAGUGUAUCGUCCGUGGUUGCGCGAUCCACAAAUUAAAAAAAAAAUCAGUCAUCACACCUUUCCUUCGCCAGUCAGCAGCUCAGCAAUAGAAAAUAAUAUUCAGCUAUUAAUCGUGACCGAGAACCGCUACUGUCUCCGGUGGACCGUCGUGUGAGCGCGUCCGGGGCGGGCAAUAAUCUUGUGCUGGUGAUUCUUCGCCCAGCACGCGUGUGCUCGUCAUAAGAAGUUGGUGCUCUCGCCCGCGGGGAAGGUUCGAAAAUAAUAUUUUCCUCCUUGAUCCGAUGAAUCAGAGGUGAAAUUCUUUCUCUUGGUGGCUGCGAAUAUCAGUGGCUAAAGAAGAAGAAAAAGGAAGAAUCCGUGUAAGUGGUGCAAAAAGUGAAGCGAUUAAAGAAUAUAAUAAAAAAUUCUGUUGUUCUGUGAGGGCAAAGGAAGAAGGAAGAGUCGCUCGUUCGGGGUUGCGUGAAACCGGAAGAGAAAGGAAGUGUGCUAGCGUGUCUGAGGGCCAAUCGAAGGUGCAGGCAAUGUAUUUCUACAAACUGAAACUGCUGCAGCCAGCGCAGCUGAAGAAGCUCGGCGAUCACAAGUAUUCCUGCAGCAACGUAAGCUUGCUGGAUCCGUUCCUGCAGCCGUGGUGGUGCUGGCUGGUCAGUAAAGUUCCGCUCUGGCUGGCACCGAACCUGAUCACAAUCGUCGGACUGAUUAUCAACAUUGUGACAACGCUUAUUCUUAUCUACUUCAGUCCAAACGGUCGGGAGGAACCACCGCGGUGGGCCAGCGCCCUGUGUGCCCUUGGCCUGUUCAUCUACCAAAGUCUGGACGCAAUCGAUGGCAAACAGGCCCGGCGAACCAACUCGUCCACACCGCUGGGUGAGCUGUUCGACCAUGGUUGCGAUUCGAUAUCGACCGUGUUCGUGGCCCUGUCGGCGUGCAUUUCCGUACAGCUCGGAUUCUAUCCCCGGUGGAUGUUCUUCCAGUGCUUCUGUGCGAUGACACUGUUCUACUGUGCCCACUGGCAGACGUACGUGUCCGGUACGCUGCGGUUCGGCAAGAUCGACGUCACCGAAGCGCAGUGCACCAUCAUCGGGAUUCACCUGAUAUCGGCCAUCUUCGGACCGUCGAUCUGGAUGACGAAAAUCCCGAUAAUUGCCAGGACGUGGAACGUGUUUGCGGUCUGUGGGAUCUUCACCCUCGGUUAUCUGCAAGUGUUUAUCACCUUCUGUAAAAUGUUCCACGACGGUGGCGUCGGUAAAAAUGGCUCAACCGUUGCUCUUCCGAUACUGGGUGGCGUCGACAUUAAGAUAGUACCACUUUACUUUGCCGUGUUUGUGUUUGGGCUGUUAGCGUAUGAGAACGCGUCCGUGAUCUUCACGGGGGGCGUCGGCAAGAAUGGAUCAACCGUUGCCGGAACCAGCGUCCUGUCGCCCAUCAUACCGUUCCUGUUCGUCGUGGUGCCAGCGUACGUCAUCUCGCAAAAAUCCACCGACCACAUCUACGAAAACUACCCCGCGCUGUACAUCAUGGCAUUCGGGAUGAUCACCGCCAAGGUUACCAACCGGUUAGUGGUUGCCCAUAUGACCAAAAGUGAAAUGGAAUACCUGGAUUGGGGUCUGAUUGGACCUCUGUGUCUGUUCCUGAAUCAGUACUUUAAUAGUUUUCUGCCGGAGUACUAUGUGCUCUGGUUCGCGAUGUUGUGGUGUUCAGUGGAUCUGGUGCGGUACUGUGGUCAGGUGUGUCUGGAGAUCUGCGCCUACCUGCGGAUCGAGCUGUUCCGCAUCCCAUACCCGCCGAAGCCGCUCAUGACAUCACAAGGUACGAAUCCCCCGCACCACCAUCACCAUCACGAAGGUAGAAACGCAUCGUCAUCGUCGGAAGCGGAGGACCACUCCUUCAACAACAACAACAGCAGCAGCAACAGCAGUAGCCGUGCCAGCAAAUCGCCCCAGUCCAGCCCGCUUCGGAACCUGAUCGUGCCUCCGUCGUUCAAGCGGGCUCCAUCGUCCGAGGAUGGCGGUACUCCGCAGGUUACACCUCAAGCGUCACCCAGACGACCACACCAGCACUAGGUAGGACACACCGAUUCUGGCGAUUUUGGUUACAAACCUCUUGAACGUCUUAUCGCCACACCGAGAAGCAUAAUUACCGCUUUUUUCCCUUCGCUACCGGAUAACCAACGAGAAUUCGCGCUCUUUUAACCGAAGGAAGUGAUCUUCAUCUAGUUUGGAAAUAGUCAAUUUGAUCAAACGCCGCGAACUUGCCUUAGUAAAGAAGGGGAAAUUGGAAUGUAUAUAAGUCGAAUAGUAAUGGUUGUGUAAUCGUUUUGCAGCUUUACGGUUACGGAAUUCAACAAUCAAUCCAUAUCAUAUGGUGGAGACGCAUGGUUAUCUGUCAUUUUCGGUUUGAAACUGCCGGGUAACGAUGCUUCUGCAUUAUACGAAUUUUAUCAAAUUCCUAAAAAGCGGUAACGCGAUUACAUCACACCGUCGAGUUCAUUCGUUGGCCAUUCUUAUUUUUGGUAAUAAAAGACAAUAACAAUAAGAAGGGAAAUAUGAUUUUGUUCAAACUUUUGUCUUGUUUUAGUAUCUUUGCUUAUUGGUAGCGUGAUUUGGGUUAACAUAUUAAAACGUAAUGGACAUUGUUUCUGCCGGUAACUAGUAUCGGAAAAUGUUGCUUGUAUAUAAAAGAGCAAAAUGUGCUGUGUGGAAAACGUAGUGACUCGAGCGUGUAGUUCUAGCUAUUCGAUAGUUGUAUUUAUUUAUUAGGGAUGAUGAUUGAAUAACAAUGCAAUAGACUAAA
Molecule: messenger RNA, 2808 nt
Organism: Ochlerotatus camptorhynchus
Lineage: Eukaryota; Metazoa; Arthropoda; Insecta; Diptera; Culicidae
Gene: bbc
Product: choline/ethanolaminephosphotransferase 1 bbc
Exons: 8
Coding region: 537-2078 (513 amino acids)
Biological process (GO): phosphatidylethanolamine biosynthetic process
Cellular component (GO): endoplasmic reticulum membrane; Golgi apparatus
Molecular function (GO): diacylglycerol cholinephosphotransferase activity; ethanolaminephosphotransferase activity
Source: RefSeq, a predicted model, not a curated record